GCACAGUCUUCAAGAAGCCACAAACAGCAACAGACAUGCGUUCCUUCAUUGCUCUGCUAUUUCUUGUCAGCGCUAUUUCGGCCGAAACUUUGGAGAACUAUAAAAGAAUAGUUCGUCCUGAAGCUCAAGUAUGUAAGGAACAACUUGGUGCAACUGACGUAUGCAAAGUGAUGCAUGGUGAACUGCAAAAGACUUUGUACAAUGAGAAGGCCAAGUGCCUAUCUGCGUGUGUGCUGGAGAGAAUCGGGGUGAUGAAGAAUGGUAGCUGGACCGCUGUCCCCGCCGAACACCGUCUGGAGGUGUACAAUGAAGUGUUUGCCGGCGACACCAAUCGCCUGGAAUUUGCAGACCGUGUCAUCAAUGACUGCCACGAACAGGCUGACCAGAAGUACAGGGCUGUAGGGUACGGCUGUGAGGCGGCGUACCACGCCAUAACGUGUUUGUGGGAUCUCACUUACUAGUGGGUUGCCGAAAACGAUACCUACAACUUUUCCGUCAACCUCUAAUUUUAUUUACAGUGUUUAAGAAUGAGAAAAAUAGUAAUAUUUGGCACAAACGAGUAAAUAAGAUAUUAUUCAUCAAUUAAAAACGACGAUUAAAAUCAGACGUCACCAAUUUCCUCGACGGAAUAAUAUUAAUUUACAUUACAAUG
Gryllus bimaculatus (two-spotted cricket) is the source of this 652-nucleotide messenger RNA. NCBI's taxonomy places the organism in Eukaryota, Metazoa, Arthropoda, Insecta, Orthoptera, Gryllidae. The record is from the annotation of a GenBank genome assembly.